AAAAAACCAAAAACCCACUUGCCAAACAGGGCCUUUCUUCCCCAAAUCAUCUCCCCAACGAUUCCAGACGGCCCUGCACCUGCACAUGGCGAUGCGGUCAGAAACUGUCUAACAUGAGCCGCUGUGCGCCGUAGCCCAUGCCCGGUAACCCUAUCUUCUCUCUCUAACAGAAACUCCUUGUGUAGAGAGAGAGAGAGAGAGAGAGAGAGAGAGAGAGAGAAUGGCGAACUCGAAUCCAGAAUUACAGAGCAUGGAGAUUCUUCCCAUGGCGCUCUUGGCAACCAUCACGACGAAGCUCGACGUUCCUUCGAUCUGCUCAGUCGCUUCUACUUGCAAGACCUUCAAGGCUUGCGCUUCUCACAUCUUUUCAUUUCUCCCCAAUUUCCACCUCCUUGAGAUUGCAGCGUCAAUCGAUUUGUUGAGGCCUUUGUUGCCUCCAAACCCUUACCUUCAGAGCCUCAAGGUUGAUUGUACUCGCCUCGACGAUACCGCCAUUGAUUCUCUCCUUCGUCCUUCUCUGCACGACCUUUCGCUUCACAAUUGCUCCGAUUUUAGCGGCAAGCUUCUCUCUGAGGUCGGCACACGAUGCAAGGACCUAAGGUCUCUGUACUUGAGUUCCGUGGCAGAGAAAAGAGGGCGAUCGAUAGAAGUGUCUGAUCUAGAGGAGUUGCUAAGUGGUUGCCCUGAAUUAGAAACACUGAUCCUGAUGUUUGAUGUUUCAAUAUUUCUUCGUCCUAAUUUUGCUCGGGUUUGGGCUUUGGCUUCUACAAAACUCACUUCUCUUGAGAUUGGGUAUAUUUCUUCUGUAAUGGUGACCGAACUGCUUAGCCCAACUGUUGGACACUAUCAAUCCCCAAAUCAUGUUAGGGCAUCCAUCUUGCCUAGUAUUUGCAAAUUGUGCCUUUCAGUAGAUUACAUUACCGACACUAUGGUCAGCACAAUAUCUAAAAAUCUCAACUCCUUAACCCAUUUGGACCUUCGAGAUGCACCGAUAAUUGAACCUACUGUUGCAUUCGAUCUCACCAACUUCGGCCUUCAACAAAUUAAUCAACAUGGGAAACUGAAACAUCUUUCCUUGGUCCGAAAGCAGGAGUUUGUCACUACCUACUUUAACCGAGUUAAUGAUCUUGGACUCCUUUUGAUGGCCGACAGAUGCGCAAGCAUGGAAAGUAUAUGUCUUGGUGGUUUCUGUCGGGUUACAGAUACUGGUUUCAAGACAAUCUUGCAUUCUUGCUCAAUGCUAUACAAGUUUAGGGUUUCUCAUGGGACCCAACUAACUGAUCUGGUAUUUCACGACAUCUCUGCAACUUCACUUUCUCUGACGCAUGUUAGUUUAAGACGUUGUAAUCUCUUGACAAACCACGCGAUCAUGCGUUUAACAUCCAACAUGGAUCUUAGCGUUCUUGAUUUGAGGGACUGUAGGAACCUCGGAGAUGAAUCCCUCAAAGCCAUCAGCACGCUUCCAAAAUUAAAAACUCUACUAUUAGACGGUUCUGAUAUAAGUGAUGUGGGAUUGUCAUACUUAAAGAGAGGAGUGAUAAGUUCACUAAUUUCGUUGUCAGUCAGAGGUUGCAAGAGACUUACAGACAAGUGUAUCUCUUUUUUGUUUGAUGGCUCUUGUACACUCGUGCUGCAAGAACUGGACCUAUCAAAUCUUCCCAAUUUCUCUGAUGCUGGUGUCCUUUUACUUGCGAAAAGUCGGGUUCCAAUUACCGAGCUCCGAAUGCGUCAGUGUCCGCGUAUAGGCGAUACUUCGGUUAUGGCAUUAGCUUCAAUGCAGGUUGAAGAGGAUUGGUGUCGGGGGAGUAUCUUGCGAUUGUUGGAUCUUUAUAACUGUGGUGGGAUUACAGAACUUUCAUUCCGAUGGUUGAAGAAGCCUUAUUUUCCAAGGUUGAGAUGGUUGGGUGUCACAGGAAGUGUGAACAGAGAUAUGGUAGACGCUUUAGCUAGAAGUAGACCGUUCUUGCAUGUGGCUUGUCGUGGUGAGGAGUUGGGUACGGACCAAUGGGAUACCUCGGAUGAACUGUACAUGCAUGUGUACGAAGAAAUGGAUGAACUUGAGCAGUGGCUUCUUGAAGGUGAAAUUGAGAGUGGUGAUGAUGAUGAUGAUGAGGAGAUGGAGGAUGCUGAAAAUGAUGUUUGAGUUGGUGGGUUGAUCUUGAUCUGCAAGCUUUUACUAUUUAUGUAGCUUUAUGUUACUUUUGUGUGUGUAAAUUAAUAGUCUCUUGUGUAUUUGUGCUUAGGUUUCAGCAAGUGUGAACAUACCUUGCUGACUGUAUGCAAUAUCGUUGUAUGUUACUUUUGUGUAUGUAUAUUAAUAGUGUCUUGUGUAUUUGUGCUUUAGGUUGAAGCAAGUAUGAACAUUGCUUGCUGACUGUAAUGUUUUGCAGUAUGGGUUGUGUAUCAAAUGCCCACUUUGUGAAGUCUGGUUCAUUGUGCACGAACAAUACACAAAUUUUGGUUGGUUUAAAACAAUAGAGUACAAUUUUAGGUGAAGUUAAUACAAUUUUUGAAUGUGGGAGCUGUAGAUUUAGACUGAUCA
Messenger RNA from Camellia sinensis, 2542 nucleotides. RefSeq names its product F-box/LRR-repeat protein 10. Gene Ontology annotation, cellular component: SCF ubiquitin ligase complex. Gene Ontology annotation, molecular function: protein binding. The record is from RefSeq and is a predicted model, not a curated record. Lineage: Eukaryota; Viridiplantae; Streptophyta; Magnoliopsida; Ericales; Theaceae. Gene Ontology annotation, biological process: SCF-dependent proteasomal ubiquitin-dependent protein catabolic process.